Messenger RNA from Candida albicans SC5314, 864 nucleotides. RefSeq lists its product as uncharacterized. The coding region runs from base 1 to 864 and encodes 287 amino acids. The transcript has a single exon. Lineage: Eukaryota; Fungi; Ascomycota; Pichiomycetes; Serinales; Debaryomycetaceae. The record is from RefSeq and is a predicted model, not a curated record.
AUGGUUUGUAAGAGACAUUUAUCAAAUACACAACAUCGCGCAUCUUCUGAAAAAAAAAUUUGGAUUCGUACUCAAACUCAUCUCGAUCAGUUUAUAGAUAAAACCAUUACAACUAGUCUAAACAUUAUGAAUGCCAGCAUAUAUUUACAAUCAUUUGGAUGGAAAGAAGGAGAGGCAUUAAAGAAGGGAGGGUUAAAAAAACCAAUUUUAGUAAAGCAUAAGAAAGACACCAAAGGAUUGGGCCAUGAUACCAAUGAUUCAGAUAUGUGGUGGGAAAAACUAUUUGACGGUCAGUUAAAGAACUUGGAAGUCAAUAACAAUAAUAAGAAUGGAGGAGUUUCAUUCGAAACAAAUGAAGAAAAAGUGGUCGAUGCAUUUCAAAAAUCAAUAUCUCCUUUGUAUAAAAUGUUUGUGAAAGGUGAAGGGUUAGCAGGCACUGUGGGGAAAACAGACCAUACAAAGGAGAGUCAUAGAGAAAUAUCUUCAUCCAAAGCAUUAGAAGACAUGGAAAAACUUACAAAUAAAGAUACUUUCCUGGAAAACAUUAAAGACAAUGCUAGUUCCAGCGACGAAAAGGAUAGGAAUAAGAAGAAGAAAUCAGAAAAGAAAACAAAGGACGGGAAGGAAAGUAAGAAAAGUAAACAUGGCAAACUGAAAGUGGAUUCAAGCAGUAAAAUUGAUAAAGAGAAGAAGAAAUCUAAGAAGAAAUCUAAAGACGGUAUACUAUCAAAGGAGAAGAAGCGACUGAAAUCAAGUAAAACGAAGAAAGAUAAAGAUACGACUUCAAGCAAAGACUCUAAGAAAAAGAAGAGAAAAUCUGAAAGUAAUGAUGAAACAACAAAAUCAAAGAAACGAAAGAUAUAA